Messenger RNA from Camelus dromedarius (Arabian camel), 945 nucleotides. RefSeq names its product myosin light chain 6B (gene MYL6B). Bases 176 to 829 code for a protein of 217 amino acids. The record is from RefSeq and is a predicted model, not a curated record. Lineage: Eukaryota; Metazoa; Chordata; Mammalia; Artiodactyla; Camelidae. The transcript has 8 exons. Gene Ontology annotation, molecular function: calcium ion binding; structural constituent of muscle. Gene Ontology annotation, cellular component: myosin II complex.
CAUUUCCCGUGAGCCCGCGGGCGCGCGAGGACUACGACUCCCAGCAUGCUCCGUGGCCGCCGGAAUUAACCCUUGAGGGCCCGCGGCCGCCCUGCGCCCCGCCUCCGCCCCUUACCUGGACCCCGCGGGAGAUGGGUGCCCCCAUCGGCACACUGUCCUUUGGCUACCGGACAUCAUGCCUCCCAAGAAGGAUGUUCCCGUGAAGAAACCAGCGGGGCCCCCAAUCUCCAAGCCCCCUGCCAAGCCAGCAGCAGGGGCCCCUCCAGCCAAGCCCAAGGCUGAGCCAGCACCAGAGCCAGCGCCAGCACUAGUGCCACUUGUACCUCAACCCCCUCCGAAAGUCCAGGAGCCCCCCAUUGAUCUCUCCAAAGUGGUGAUCGAGUUUAACAAGGACCAGCUGGAGGAGUUCAAGGAAGCCUUCGAGCUGUAUGACCGAGUGGGAGAUGGCAAGAUCCAGUUCAGCCAGUGUGGGGACGUGAUGAGGGCCCUGGGCCAUAAUCCCACCAACGCCGAGGUGCUCAGGGUCAUGGGGAACCCCAAGAGUGAUGAGCUGAAGUCCCGGCGUGUGGACUUUGAGACUUUCCUGCCGAUGCUCCAGGCGGUGGCCAAGAACCGGGAUAAAGGCUCAUACCAGGACUACCUGGAGGGGCUUCGGGUGUUUGACAAAGAGGGGAACGGCAAAGUCAUGGGAGCAGAGCUCAGACAUGUCCUCACCACCCUGGGAGAGAGGAUGACUGAAGAUGAGGUGGAGACAGUUCUGGCAGGACAUGAGGACAUCAAUGGCUGCAUCAACUAUGAAGCCUUCCUGAAGCACAUCCUAAGCGUCUGAGCAUUACAGGUGCAGUGGGUCGAGCACUGCCCGCCCCGGCCCCCAAAGGCGAAAGCACGUUCCUGCCACUAGGAGGCCACCUUUUGUUGAAAAUAAAGAGAUGGUUCCUCCCUGGC